AUGUCGAUAACAAUCGAGAAGAUACUCGCUGCUUCUCCCGUGACAGCUCGAGGGCAGCCGACGCAGCUAUCGACUGAUGCCAAAGGGGAAAGGAUAGCUUAUGCUUCCGGGAAAUCAAUAUUUGUUCGAUCUAUCGACGACCCUUCUACUAGUAAACAAUACACUGGUCACACGGCCCAAACGACCGUUGCCAAGUUUUCGCCAAGUGGAUUCUACAUUGCCAGCGGCGAUGUAUCGGGCUCGGUUCGAGUAUGGGACUCGAUAGAGGCUGUGAAUACCAAAGGCGAAUAUCAUAUUAUCUCGGGUCGCAUCAAUGAUAUAGCGUGGGAUGGCGAUUCGCAGCGUAUCAUUGCGGUCGGCGACGGGCGUGAGCGGUUCGGACACUGCAUCACUGCGGACAGUGGUAACAGCGUAGGCGAGGUAUCCGGUCAUUCUAAAGUCAUCAACUCGGUUGCCGUAAGGCAGAUGAGGCCCCUCAGAGCCGCUACCGCGAGUGACGACAUGGCUAUGUGUUUCUUGCACGGUGCCCCGUUCAAGUUUAACUCAAAGUCAACUGGUCUUCAUAAAGGAUUCGUAUUGGGCACGGCCUUCUCACCAGACGGGAACACCCUUGUUACGGUGGGUGCAGAUAAGCGAAUUCAACUGUACGAUGGGAAAACUGGAGAACCUAUAAAGUCCAUUGGCGAAAACGAACAUACGGGAAGCAUCUUUGCAGUUAGCUGGUCAAAAGAUUCGAAGAGUUUCGUCACAGCCAGCGCCGAUCAGACGGUCAAAUUAUGGGAUGUGGAGGCCGGUCAAGUCACACAAACGUGGAAAUUCGGAGGAGAUGGUGUCAAUAUUUCAGACCAACAGGUCGGUGUGGUAUGGCCACAUGGUCGUAGCGAUGGCUUGAUUAUCAGCCUCAGCCUUGGCGGAGAUCUAAACUAUCUGGUAGAAGGUAACCCGAAACCGAUCAAAGUUAUUCAGGGACAUAACAAGAGCAUCACAGCCCUGGGAGUUGGCUCGGAUGGCAAAGGUCAAACACUAUGGACUGGAAGCUUCGAUGGUCGGGUCUGCAGCUGGGAUCUCGGCUCUGGAGCCGCCACCGUUGUCGACGGACAGACUCACACAAAUCAGGUAACAGAAUUCACAUCUAGUACUGGGCGAGCAUACAGUGUCGGGUGGGACGAUACUCUGCGCAUAGUCGAUGAGUCCGCCAACACCUUUGCCGGCGAGUCGUUAAAACUGUCUGCACAGCCCAAGGGAGUUGCUUCUGCGGAUGGACGAGUGUACGUGGCAACCAUCGCCGGCGUCGAGAUCUAUGUCAAGGAUCAACUUGCAGACAAGCUAGAAAUCUCCGAAGCGCAGCCAACAGCCAUCGCCGCCCAGGGAUCACUGGUAGCAGUAGGCCUAAGCAAUAACGCGGUGCGUCUAUAUAAGGCGGACUCAGGCAACAAACUUACGCAAUCACAUGAGGUGAAAAACUCAACAGCGCAAAUUUCGACUCUAGCCUUUUCGAAGGACGGCUCGUUGCUUGCCGCGGGCAACACGGCAGGCAAGAUAUACGCAUAUCGCACGUCCGGACUGGAGUUGGCGACGGAUCGGUGGUCGGCGCACACGGGUCGUGUAACAAGCAUCGCAUGGAAUGAGGCGGGCACGCACGCGGCCAGCGGCGCGCUGGAUACUAAUGUGUUCGUAUGGAGCCUCGCGAAGCCCGGAUCACGCGUCAAGGCGCUGAACGCGCACAAGGACGGCGUUAAUGGCGUCGCUUGGGUGCAUGGCGGGACGAAGGUCGCAAGUACGGGCGAGAUGCGGCGAUUAAGAUUGGAAUGUUAG
Molecule: messenger RNA, 1815 nt
Organism: Daldinia childiae
Lineage: Eukaryota; Fungi; Ascomycota; Sordariomycetes; Xylariales; Hypoxylaceae
Product: putative WD repeat-containing protein C9G1.05
Exons: 3
Coding region: 1-1815 (604 amino acids)
Biological process (GO): actin filament depolymerization; positive regulation of actin filament depolymerization
Cellular component (GO): cortical actin cytoskeleton
Molecular function (GO): actin filament binding
Source: RefSeq, a predicted model, not a curated record